AUGAGCCUCCCUUGUAAAAUUUUAGCCAGCUUCCUUCUGAUUUUCAACUUUUCUGCCAAAGGUGCUGUCGCCGAAAAGGUUAUAGUCGUCUGGGGUGCCUUGGAUCAGGACGUCAACUUGAACAUUCCUAAUUUUCAAAUGAGUGACAAUAUUGAUGAUAUACGAUGGGACACAGAACCAAACAAGACCAAGGUUGCACAGUUCAAAACAAGCAAGGGAACUUACCACCUAAAUAAGACAUAUGAGUUAUUAGCAAAUGGAACUCUGAAAAUUAAACAUCUGGACAGAAAUUAUAACAAUAACUACAAGGUAUCAAUAUAUAAUAAAGAAGGAAGAAACGUAUUGGAAAAAACAUUCGAUUUGAGGAUUCUAGAGAUGGUCUCGAAACCAAAUAUCUCCUGGAAUUGCGUCAACAAAACCCUGACCUGUAAGGUAGUGAAAGGAACUGACCUUGAAUUAAAUCUGUAUCAAAGCGGGAAACACAUUGGCAAAGGUCAUCAGAAGGUCAUCACAAAGAAGUGGACCAGCAACCUGAAGAUGACAUUCAAGUGCACAGCAAGUAACAACGUCAGUGAAGAAUUCAGUGUGGUGACUAUCAACUGUUCAGCGAAAGGUCUGGAUGUCUACCUCAUCACUGGCAUUUCUGGAGGAGGCAUCCUUCUGAUGGUCUUUGUGGCGCUGCUCAUUUUCUACAUCAGCAAGCGGAAAAAGCGGAACAGCAGGAGAAAUGGUACUCCCCUCUUCUGUCCCCCUGCAGGCCACAGGAAAAUCCCCGUGGAAACAUCUAUGGGGGUGACACCUUGA
Galeopterus variegatus (Sunda flying lemur) is the source of this 804-nucleotide messenger RNA. It is a transcript of the gene CD2, whose product is annotated as CD2 molecule. Gene Ontology annotation, cellular component: membrane. Gene Ontology annotation, molecular function: signaling receptor binding. NCBI's taxonomy places the organism in Eukaryota, Metazoa, Chordata, Mammalia, Dermoptera, Cynocephalidae. The record is from RefSeq and is a predicted model, not a curated record. Gene Ontology annotation, biological process: positive regulation of type II interferon production; cell-cell adhesion.